Messenger RNA from Diospyros lotus (date-plum), 1120 nucleotides. RefSeq lists its product as uncharacterized. Gene Ontology annotation, cellular component: SCF ubiquitin ligase complex. Lineage: Eukaryota; Viridiplantae; Streptophyta; Magnoliopsida; Ericales; Ebenaceae. The transcript has 4 exons. The coding region runs from base 139 to 912 and encodes 257 amino acids. The record is from RefSeq and is a predicted model, not a curated record. Gene Ontology annotation, molecular function: protein binding. Gene Ontology annotation, biological process: SCF-dependent proteasomal ubiquitin-dependent protein catabolic process; protein polyubiquitination.
UUCGACGUUAAUUGACAGUUUCCCCCAAUUUUCUCUCCCUUUCCCGGCGGCUUUCUUCCCCGAGAAAAUGCAGUACCCAAAUAGCGGAAUGCUCUCGAACCUUUGCCGAAAGAAAAACUAAACAAAACAAAGAAAAGAAUGAAGGCGUCCAGCUCCAAGCACAUAGAAGCCUCCCUGCCGGAAGAUAUUGCCCUGAAAAUCGUCUCAUCACUUCCGGUACUCGAUGUGUGUUCGUUGGGCAGUUGCUCGCGGUUUUGGCGCGAGCUUUGUGGGUCUGAUUCUGUGUGGGCGUUUCUUUGCAAAGACAGAUGGCCUGCUCUCAAAGAUUCUUCGGCUUCUGAGAUCAAAGCCCAUGAGCUUCACCCACAGAUUGACUCCUUGAAGGGAUGGAAGGGGUUGUACAUCAGCAAGCACAAUGAGAUGGCUGCUAGAUCAACAAUUGUGGUCAAUUUUGUUAAACAAUGUUCCCCCACCGAAUCAAUUGAGGUCGGGCACUACCUGGCAGCAAUUGAAAUCCUUUGGUCAAUGCAGUUUGGAUUCAAGGACGUGCAGAUGUUCCUUCUCAAACCAAAUCUCGAUGUGCUUCUUAAUUUGGUUGGAUUGCACUACUGCAUUAAUUGGCUCGAAGUUCCGGCCGAAUGCCUUAUCGAAGCGCUCAAUAGCUGCAAGAUUGAAGGACGGAAAGUGCGUGUUCAAUGGUGGAAGUUAGGGCGGUGGUCUUAUGGCUUCCGCUUGCAGGACGAGACUCAUUCCCGUAACAUCUCGUUGGAAGAUUUUGCCAUGGCUAAAGAAGAGGAAGUUCUAGGAGUGCUUCGCCGGGGUGCGAUUUACGAGGUGCGUCGUGUGCAGAUUUCCGUUGCUAAACCCACACGCACUCUUUGGUCAUGCCAAACCUCACAAGCUCCAACCUAAAGAGGUUGUUGUCUGUUUGACAAGACUAGUGUGGCUGAUAACCUCCCUCUCUGCUGGGUUUGGCUUUUGUACAUUGGUGUCUAUAUAUAAUAUAUUUAUAUAUGUAUGCAUGUGUUUAUAUGGUCCAUUUGCAUCUGUACAUCCAACUAUCCAACAGAUUUACCUUUUUCAUCCAAUUUAGUUGCUCCUCAAAAAGUUCUUAGUGCCA